Eurytemora carolleeae is the source of this 637-nucleotide messenger RNA. RefSeq lists its product as uncharacterized. The record is from RefSeq and is a predicted model, not a curated record. The transcript is spliced from 11 exons. Lineage: Eukaryota; Metazoa; Arthropoda; Copepoda; Calanoida; Temoridae. The annotation marks the transcript as partial.
UCCAUAUAGAUUUAUCAGAGAAAAUGUUUAGAUUUGCGUUUUUAAGUAAAAACUCUCUCAAGACAUUGGUUUUAAUUCUGUCUUCCCUGAUCAUCCUAUAUAUAUCGAAUAAAGUUUGGAGUGCUUCAGAGUAUACCGGCACAGGAGUGAGAGAAAUAUUAGGAAAAGAUCUGCCACUGGUUCAUCCACAAGCCUGUGUUAGAACAAACAAGAUAACGCCAAAACAAGUUAGUUUUAUAAUGUGUGCAAAGCCCAAUGAUGUUAUUUCAAACAUAAUCAUCUCAGCUGGUAUUUUUGGACAAAAUGAUGUUGAACUCUUACUUUCUCUCACUACAGACUAUCCUGAUGCAACAUUUCUAGAUCUUGGGGCAAACCUUGGGAGUUUCAGUGUGGCAGCUGCUGCUUUGAAAUACAGAGUGGUUUCUGUGGACCCUUUUAUUACUAACCAUGCAUACUCCAGACUAAGCACUUUACUGUUUGGAUCUGAGGAGUAUGUAAGAUAUAUUCUCAACACUGUCAGUAAUGGAACAGAACCUUUAUACCCCUGGUAUCGGGAUCCAUUGAACCAAGGUAAACAAUUCUUCCCUUUUCUAUCAACUUUCUUAUGUCCCUGGUAUCUGGAAUCCAACAACUCAUG